AUGCUGACGUUGUUCCUGGUGGCAGCGGUGGUCGUACUGCUGUUUCUGCUCUACAGGGAGCUCCUAGCCUGGCCUGAAAACUUCCCGCCCGGGCCUUGCCGGCUGCCGGUGUGGGGCAGCUACUGGUGGCUGCUGCUCAGGGACCGCCGCCGCAUCCCCGCGGCGCUGCGCCGGCUAAGCGCCGACUACCGCACCUCCACGCUGGGCCUCUUCCUGGGGCCGUUCCCGGCCGUCUACGUCACAGACGAGGCCUCCAUCCGGCAGCUGCUCUCCAGGCCAGAGUUCCAGGGCCGCCAGUCCAGCGUACUCUCCGAGAUGCGCACCUUCAGCAGGAACCUCGGCGUGUCGUUGGCGAACGAGCCCGCGUGGCGGCACCACCGGCGCUUCUCGCUGAGCCAGCUGCGGCACCUGGGCUUCGGCAGGCGCUUCCAGCCGCUGGAGCUGGAGACGGCCGCGGAGGUCAGCGACCUGCUCGACCUGAUGGCGGGCCGCCGACACGACCAGAGCGUGCGGAGGCCGUGCGACGGCGCCGUGCUGUUCCCCGACGCGACGUACCGCUGCUUCGCCGCCGUCACGUGGUCCAUGUUCGCCGGGACGCGCUCCGGUCGCGCGUCCGACCGCCAGCUCCUCCUGCUGGGCCGCCGCGGCCGGCAGAACGUUCUGGCCACCGACGGCACCGGCAACACCAUCAUACAGACGCCCUGGCUCCGCCACCUGUCGCCGGGCCAGUUUGGGCUCGCUGAUUUUGUCCAAGGACACAAUGCACUCAUCGACUACGUGAAGCAAACUUUUGAUGAACAGUUGGCUACCUACUCGGAAGACCACACGCGUCAUUUCCUUGACGUCUGCAUAAAGGAAAUGAAGAAGGACGCCGCAGACCAAGGCUUACCCUUCAACAUUGAGCAGGUGAUCGCCACGGGGACGGACCUGCUGCUGCCAUCACUGACGGUGACCACCACCGCUCUGGCAGAAACCGUGCGCUGCCUAGUGCUGCACCCAGAGGUGCAGACCAAGGUGCAUCUCGAGAUUGACAGCGUGGUGCGCAGAGGCCGGCUUCCCACGCUGGAUGACCGCCCAAAUCUACCAUAUUUUGAAGCUACCAUCCGUGAAGCGCUCCGCAGGAAGACCGCUGUGCCUCUCAGUGUUGCCCAUGCAUCUACAACAGAGGCAACUCUCAAUGGGUACACUCUCCCAAAGGGCACAAUUCUGCUGCCAGGUCUCGAAGCUUUCCACAUGAAUCCAGAAGUGUGGGGGGAUCCAGAAAACUUCAGACCUGAGAGAUUCCUUGAUGAAACAGGCAAGCUUUUGCCAGACAGGACACUGCCAUUUGGAGGAGGUCGGCGAGAAUGCUUCGGGAAGACCUAUGCUCGCAACAGUUUGUUUCUUUUCCUUGGGGGAAUGCUGCAGUCCUUUACAUUGCAACAGCCACAGAGUGAAAAGCCGCUCACACUUGAUGGCUUGUACAGCAAGAACUUCACAAAUCAAGUUCAGCGUAUCACAUUUUAUUGCACCAGUGCUAACAUUUUAUUGCACCAGUGCUAA
Schistocerca piceifrons (Central American locust) is the source of this 1542-nucleotide messenger RNA. Its product is annotated as probable cytochrome P450 304a1. The record is from RefSeq and is a predicted model, not a curated record. NCBI's taxonomy places the organism in Eukaryota, Metazoa, Arthropoda, Insecta, Orthoptera, Acrididae. Gene Ontology annotation, molecular function: heme binding; iron ion binding; monooxygenase activity. The transcript is spliced from 10 exons. Bases 1 to 1542 code for a protein of 513 amino acids.